AUCUGAAACACGUCUUAAUUUAGAUUCGAAUGAAACUUUAGAUGAUCGUGAACAUUUAACUAAUAGUCAAUUGGAAGUAUCGAAACCAAAAUUUAAAAGCGAAUUGCGAAGUUCGGAUCCAUUACUUCUUGAUAGAAAACACUUAAAACCGAAUCGUAUAGAUUUGUUUCGCAAUGCUGUGCUUGAACGUCGUUUUGCUCGUCGAAUUCAUUCAGCAUAUUCAUCGUCAACAACGUUACGUGCGUUAACUCGACGUCGUUCAACACAAAAUUUAUUAGCACGUAAUCGUCGAAAUGUAUUCCAUCUACCACGAAAUUCAAAGUGGCAU
Messenger RNA from Adineta ricciae, 328 nucleotides. The record is from the annotation of a GenBank genome assembly. NCBI's taxonomy places the organism in Eukaryota, Metazoa, Rotifera, Eurotatoria, Adinetida, Adinetidae.